Molecule: messenger RNA, 1908 nt
Organism: Canariomyces notabilis
Lineage: Eukaryota; Fungi; Ascomycota; Sordariomycetes; Sordariales; Chaetomiaceae
Product: Rtt106-domain-containing protein
Exons: 3
Coding region: 153-1571 (472 amino acids)
Molecular function (GO): histone binding; nucleosome binding
Source: RefSeq, a predicted model, not a curated record
CAAACACCACGUUUUUUUGAUUAGGGCCGCGACCUUGAUAGCACAAAGACGGACUGCCAAAACGCUCUUGACGCUGGCCGAUCACCAUCCCUGACUAUACCAUCCAGUUCUCAGCUGCCCCAACGUAUUGUACUGUACAAUACCACCAGACCAUGGCGGCAAGUCUAGACGUUCAGACCCUCGGGCUCGUUUUCCAGACACGACCGGAUAUCUUAGCGGGUAUUGAGAGGGCCGCCGAUACCCCAACGCGUACGACCUUGUUCAACGAAAUUGCGAGCUUUGUAUAUCAGCGUUUAUCCUCCACCGACAAUCAAGCCGAACCCAACCCCAAGAGGCGACGGGUCGAGAUUGCACAAUCGCCAGCGCAGGCACAGUCAAACCAGAACACGUUGAACGGGCAGUCGCUGGCGGCAUCCCAGACCUCCGGCCUGGGGACCGACGCUGCCGUUGUCGAGCAAGUGCUGCUCGAGAUUAAGGAUAUUUCAGUUACGGCGCCGCAGCGCAAGAAAUACGACCUCUGUUUUACCAAGAACUUUCUGUAUGCCCGGGCCCCAGGCUCAUCAACCCCUGUGGCUGGCAUUGUAUAUCCGUGGAAAGACAUUGAACAUGCAUUUUACUUACCGGUCCCCGAUAAAUCCCAAGCCCAAUACAACUAUGUUCUCCUCCCGCGGAACAGUUACCUCCCGAUCUCGAAACAAACCAACAGUGUGGCCGACAAGCCGCAGUCGCUUGAGCCGCUCGUCUACACAGUCCCAGUCACCGCGCCGAAGCCUGGGAGCAUCGCGGGCCCCUUAGCCAAGACAGCCGAGGCGGUUUCUGACACAUACAGCAGUCUGUUCCACUGGGCUCUCACGAUGUCUAUGCGUAACGCGGGAAACAACUCGUGCCAGCUCAUCGCUUCAGACCCCAAGAUAUUUCACAGCGUUGUACGACAGCCCCACCGCCCGAACGAAAAGGCGGUGCAUGUGAAAGCCUUUCGCGGGAGUAAGGAUGGAUUUCUCUUCUUCCUCCCCACAGGCAUCCUGUGGGGGUUCAAAAAGCCGCUCCUCUUCCUGCCGCUGGAGCGCAUCGUGGCGGUCAGCUACACCAAUGUCCUGCAACGUACCUUCAACAUGGUCGUGGAGUUGGAAGAAGACCCCGAGGACGCCAAUAGCAGCCUGGAAAAAGAGAUUGAGUUUGCUAUGCUCGAUCAGGAAGAUUACCAGGGGAUUGACGAGACUUAUGUGCGCCGACAUGGCCUGGCAGACCGGAGCAUGGCAGAACGCAGAAAGGCGAAGCGCGAACUGGCUGAGAAUGCGAAGAAGGCUGCUGGGGAAGGUGAAGGUGAUAACGACGGCAAUGAGCACGCCGAAGGAGACGCAGGGGGGAUGACGGCACUGGAACUUGCAGAGCGCGAGGCCGAGCAGCGGCUGCAGGAUGAGGAAGACGAGUUGGAGGAGGAUUAUGACCCUGGAAGUGAGGGAGAUAGUGAAGGGGAAGGGGAGUCAAGUGAGGAGGACGAGGAGGAAUAUGAUGAAGACCACGAAAGGGCGGAUGAUGGAGAGGGCAUGGAGGAGGACGACUCUACAUAAACUACAUUGGUAACUUAUAAUGGCCAGUGCAUUUGUGCACAUGGACGAGUCACUAUACCUCAGCCUUGGCAACUGGUAUUAAGAGAAUUACUCCGUGUGCACUAGUACUAUUCUAUUCGUGCACUAGUCCCCCCAUGAGGCAUAGCCCAGACGGCGUGGACGGCCUCCGGGAUCCAAGAACAAGCGGAAGGCCGGUGAGGAUGGCGGAGAGGAAGGGAGGGCAGGGCAAUGCGCAAGGAGGUAAGGACCGGGCGCGAGGUUACGGGAGAGGUUACGUUGUGUGGAUAUAUACGUUGUAUGGAUAUGAGCGUUCUGUAGCGAUUUGAGUGUAUUCGAG